CCUGAGCGUGGCGACCGCCGACCCAGGCGGUCCCUGGGUGCCCGCCCUGUUAUCUGGGGCUGGGCGCCGCCUCUGCUUCGGGGGUGCCGGGUCCCCUGGAUGCACACUGCCUGCCUCUCCGGGUGUCAGGGCCGGUUAGCUCCCCGGGUCUGGGUGAAGCCUCCCGAGCCCACUCUCCUGCUGUUGCUGAGCUCCUGGCGCGGGCAGGGCACGCGCCUGUUUUUCUGAGUGGUAGCUGCUUUUUGGUGCAGGGGCUGUAACCUCCCCCAGGAUUAGCCUCCUGCCCUUUUGGUGAAGGUUCUCCACGCCAGGGGUUGUGCCUUCCCUGAGUCUGAGACAUCUGUUUUGGGUGUUGUCACCCCAGGAGCCAAGAGCCCCUUCCCCUUCGGUAUUCUGGAGAGAACUCUUCCUAUGAGGGUGUGAUUGUCCCAUCAUCGAGUUUAGGAAGUUGUAGAAUAUGGGCUUGCAGGCCACUCAGCUGUCACCCCACAGGGAUGGAAAACCUCUCAGACCUAAGGCUUCUGAUGGGAGAGGUGGCUUUUCUCUCUAGGGUUGUGCUUUCUUUCCAGGGUAAGGAGUUUGUCUUGGUUUUGCCACUCCCAGGAAUAAGGUCCCUGCUUUCUUUGGUGUUGACAUUGUCCCCUCUCCUGGUUUUGAGGUGUCCAUGCCCCCAUGUGUCUUCACUAGUGAGACUAAGGACCCCCUUGGGUUGGGGUGCCCUUGGCCAGUGCUUCUCAUCUCUGACCUUGUAAUCACAAAGACCUUGCUGUGGGUCCCACUCCAUUGUGGGAGUAUGAGGUGCCUGAGACUGGAGAUACCUCAUGUGACCACCUUCCCAGGGAAUAGAGUGCUCUGCUAUAACUCCAUGGUGGGAAUUCCCAUACCUACCCUUGGUGUUGGGCUCUCCCAGGGAAUAUAACUACCUCCACCCAUGACCUGCCACCCUGGUGCCUGCAUCUUCCCCAAAUUGAGACUUGCCUUGUGACACUGCUCACCAGAGCUCCUUGUCUAGAGUGUAAGCUCUCCUAGAUCAAAGGCACUUUGCACCGAGAUCUCUGUAUGAGCAUGUGAUGGCCCCAGGAUUAGGGACUAAGCUUUGUGCCCCUCAUGGCGCCUGAGGUGAAGUUCUGGGGCCUCUUUGUUAUUGGCUUCCCUGCUCUGGUGUGUGGCUCAUCCCUCCUGCCCCCUCAGUGUGAGCUCCUAACUUGGUGAUGAACAUGAGAUCCUUGUGGUUGGGCCAGUUCUGGGCCAAGAGUCCCACAUUCUUCAGUUCUGUCUCAGACCCCACUGUCUGAGCACAUGUUUGGUGUGAAGGCACCCCUUCUUCACAGGCCCUGAAGUAGUUAACUCCUGGAGGGGUCUCGGGGAAGCCUUGGAUGAGGAUCCUCUGGUGGCGUCUUCACCUCCGUGCUGCACACCAGCCUCGUUUCUCUUUGUACCUUUGCUGGGGAUGGGGCAUCUGGUGUGCAGGCAUCCUCUUGGGGGCGGGGGUUCUUUGUGGGGAGAGCACUGAGCUGAGACUCCAGCAUCCCAGGGAGGAGUACCCUGGGCCUGUGGCACUUGCCCCUUCUCUUGUGGAGAUGCUUUUCCCCCAACCAGGUAUUGUCCACACCAGUAGCAGCUGUGCCCACCUUGAUGUCAGAAGCACUGCCCCAGCACCGUCCCGCUCCUCUGGCUCCUUGCUUCUGACUCCUUCAGGACUUGCGCCUCCUUGGUGCCACAGCAUGGUCCCUCCUGGAGGGUAUCAGCUCCUCCCCUGACUAAGGUCCCAACCCCUUUGGUAUGGGAUUUGGGGGAGGGCGUCACUUCAUUAAGGUGUAGAGUGCCUUAUUUAGGAAUGUGAACCAUGAGAUGACUUCUCCCUCCAGCCUCUGACCCUCUGUUGCACACUUGGGUGGAAGGAGGGAGUGUAAAGUCUUGUAAAGUCUUGUCCCUGAUGAAGUAGGGGCUUUUCUGUGCUGGCGUGUUGGAGCCAGUACUCACUCUUGGUCAACAUCCCUGCAUGCUGCAUUUUGGUGUCUGGGCCCUGGUAGAAGGACGCUGGAUCAAAGCGUCUGUCUCCAAGGGAGUAUGAAGAGAGUGCGUCUGUAGGGCAGGGAAGAUGGCGGACAAGCGCAAACUCCAAGGUGAGAUUGAUCGCUGCCUUAAGAAGGUGUCCGAGGGUGUGGAGCAGUUUGAAGAUAUUUGGCAGAAGCUCCACAACGCAGCCAACGCGAACCAGAAAGAAAAGUAUGAGGCUGACCUAAAGAAGGAGAUUAAGAAGCUACAACGGCUGAGGGACCAGAUCAAGACAUGGGUAGCAUCCAAUGAGAUCAAGGACAAAAGGCAGCUUAUUGACAACCGCAAGCUUAUCGAGACGCAAAUGGAACGGUUCAAAGUUGUGGAAAGAGAGACCAAAACCAAAGCCUAUAGCAAGGAGGGCCUGGGCCUGGCGCAGAAGGUGGAUCCCGCCCAAAAGGAAAAGGAAGAGGUUGGCCAGUGGCUCACGAAUACCAUCGACACCCUAAAUAUGCAGGUGGACCAGUUUGAGAGUGAAGUGGAAUCGCUGUCAGUGCAAACGCGCAAGAAGAAGGGCGACAAGGAUCAGAAGCAGGACCGGAUUGAGGGCUUGAAGCGGCACAUCGAGAAGCACCGCUACCACGUGCGCAUGCUGGAGACCAUCCUGCGCAUGCUGGACAAUGACUCCAUCCUCGUGGAUGCCAUUCGCAAGAUCAAGGAUGAUGUUGAGUACUACGUUGACUCCUCUCAGGACCCUGACUUUGAGGAGAAUGAGUUCCUCUAUGAUGACCUGGAUCUCGAGGACAUUCCACAGGCGCUGGUCGCCACCUCCCCCCCCAGCCACAGCCACAUGGAGGACGAGAUCUUCAACCAGUCCAGCAGCACGCCCACCUCAACCACCUCCAGCUCUCCCAUCCCCCCCAGUCCAGCCAAUUGCACCACGGAGAACUCUGAAGAUGAUAAGAAGAGAGGACGCUCGACAGAUAGUGAAGUCAGCCAGUCUCCAGCCAAAAAUGGUUCCAAGCCUGUCCACAGCAACCAGCAUCCCCAGUCCCCAGCUGUGCCACCCACCUACCCCUCUGGUCCCCCGCCUGCCGCCUCUGCCUUGAGCACCACCCCUGGCAACAAUGGGGCACCUGCCCCAGCAGCACCCCCAAGUGCCCUGGGCCCUAAGGCCAGUCCAGCUCCCAGCCACAACUCGGGCACCCCGGCCCCCUAUGCUCAGGCUGUGGCCCCACCAGCCCCCAGUGGGCCCAGUGCUACCCAGCCCCGACCCCCCAGUGCCCAGCCUGGCGGGGGUGGUGGUGGCGGUGGUGGAGGGAGCGGCAGUAAUAGUAACAGCAGCACAGGUGGAGGGGCUGGCAAGCAGAACGGUGCCACCAGCUACAGCUCAGUCGUGGCAGACAGCCCUGCAGAGGUGGCCCUGAGCAGCAGUGGGGGCAACAGUGCUAGCAGCCAGGCCCUGGGUCCGGCCUCAGGUCCCCACAAUCCACCUCCCAGUACCUCGAAAGAAUCCAGUGCGGCAGCCCCAACAGGGGCUGGCGGUGUGGCCCCAGGCUCAGGGAACAACUCAGGGGGACCCAGCCUUCUAGUGCCACUGCCUGUGAACCCCCCCAGCUCCCCAACGCCCAGCUUCAGUGAGGCCAAGGCAGCUGGUGCUCUGCUUAAUGGACCACCGCAGUUCAGCACCACCCCAGAAGUCAAGGCUCCUGAGCCUCUGAGCUCCCUGAAGUCCAUGGCAGAGCGGGCAGCCAUCAGCUCUGGUAUUGAGGACCCUGUGCCAACGUUACACCUAACGGAGCGAGACAUCAUCCUGAGCAGCACAUCAGCACCUCCGGCCUCAGCCCAGCCACCCCUGCAACUGUCAGAGGUGAACAUACCACUGUCGCUGGGCGUGUGUCCACUGGGGCCAGUGCCCCUCACCAAGGAGCAGCUCUACCAGCAGGCCAUGGAGGAGGCUGCCUGGCACCAUAUGCCCCACCCCUCUGACUCCGAGCGCAUCCGGCAGUACCUACCCCGGAACCCUUGCCCGACGCCCCCCUACCACCACCAGAUGCCGCCCCCACACUCGGACACCGUGGAGUUCUAUCAGCGCCUGUCGACUGAGACGCUCUUCUUCAUCUUCUACUAUCUGGAGGGCACUAAAGCACAGUACCUGGCAGCCAAGGCCCUAAAGAAGCAAUCAUGGCGAUUCCACACCAAGUACAUGAUGUGGUUCCAGAGGCACGAGGAGCCCAAGACCAUCACCGAUGAGUUUGAGCAGGGCACCUACAUCUACUUUGACUACGAGAAGUGGGGCCAGCGGAAGAAGGAAGGCUUCACCUUUGAGUACCGCUACCUGGAGGACCGGGACCUCCAGUGACACCGGCCCCCUCUACCUGACCCUUCCCCCGCAUGCUGAUCCCCCUGCCCAGGUGAGGGCCCUGCCCUGGAAGACUGGGGAGGCCCCAGGCCAUGGGGCACCCCCUCCCCCAGGAAGCAGGGAGAGGGCCGGGAGGUUUUCUCUUCCUCUCAGCCCCACCCUGGGGGCCCCGGGGGCGAGGGCUGCCCCCUCCUCCCCUCCCCAGUGAGGGACAUUUUUUGGUAAACCUAUUUUCAUUUUGGAAAAUAUUUAUGAAUAAAUAGUUUUAUAUGA
Molecule: messenger RNA, 4633 nt
Organism: Marmota monax (woodchuck)
Lineage: Eukaryota; Metazoa; Chordata; Mammalia; Rodentia; Sciuridae
Gene: Cnot3
Product: CCR4-NOT transcription complex subunit 3
Exons: 18
Coding region: 2102-4360 (752 amino acids)
Biological process (GO): nuclear-transcribed mRNA poly(A) tail shortening; regulation of stem cell population maintenance; regulation of DNA-templated transcription
Cellular component (GO): nucleus; CCR4-NOT core complex; P-body
Source: RefSeq, a predicted model, not a curated record